This is a messenger RNA of Acanthosepion pharaonis, 1092 nucleotides long. The record is from the annotation of a GenBank genome assembly. Lineage: Eukaryota; Metazoa; Mollusca; Cephalopoda; Sepiida; Sepiidae.
AUGGUAGAUUCUCUUGUAGUCGUUCCUUUGCUAUUUCCCAUUCUUUCUUUUCUUUAUGUUAAUUCUGGAUCAUUUCUUUUGAAUUCUGUUUUUAGUCUCUAUCUUUCCAUUGCGUCCUUUUUAAAGCCAAUACUUCUUAUUUUUUCCGCUUUCUUUCCUUCAUCUUAUGUUCGGUACAUUUCUUUCAUCUUCUUUAUUUUUUUUUACUUUUUACAUUCUUUCUUAGAUGCUACCACGAUUUUAAGGCAUUUAUUUUUAUUUCUAUUUUUCUUCCUCGUGUUAUAUAUUAGUUUUUUUAAUCAUUUCUACUUCUUUCUUUUCUUGAUUCGUUUUAAUUGCUUCUUUCUUUCUGUUUUCUUUCUUUAUUUUUCUUUCUUUCUUUCUUCAUUUAUUUAUUUAUUUAUCCUUUCUUUAUUCUUUCUUCAUUUAUUUAUUUAUUCUUUCUUUCUUUAUUUUUCUAUACUUAAUCUUUCUUCCUUUCUUCCUUUAUUCAUUCAUUCAUUCAUUCAUUCUUUCUUUCUUUCUUUCUUUCUUUCUUUCAUUCCUUCUUUUUCUUUUUUUCUUUAUUUUUCUUUUUAUUCUUAUUCAUUUUAUCAUUCCUUCGUUUCUUUACAAAUUUUCUUUAUUCUUGAUUUCUUUAUUCCUUCUAUCACAUAUAUUAUUUCGAUUACGUACCAUUUCUUCCAAUUUCUUAUAUUUACCAUCAUAAGAAAGAAAGAGGGGGAAAUUAUCUUUCUUUCUUGUUUUUCUUUUUUUUAUGGAUCCCAUGUUGUGUCAAUUUUACGUCAUUGCAUUUUAAUUUCUGUUUUCUUUCUUUCCUUCAUUCAUUUUUUCUUUCUUUCUAUUACGUUCUGUUCUUUUAAGUUAAUUCUUUCAUUUUCUUUUGCUUUCAUUCUUAAUUGUUUUGCUUUAUUUCCUCAUUUCAUUUUUCUUCUUUGUUUUUAUGACAUUUACGUAAUUUCUUUCUGUCUUUCUUUCUUUCUUACUCUCUUUCUUAAUUUCUAUUUUCUUUCUUUCCUCUUUCUCAUGCUCAAUUCUUUCUUUCUUUCUUCUAUGUUCGUUACAUUUAAGUCAUUUCUUUCUUUCUUUUAA